AUGAGUUGCUUUUCAUGUUUCUCCAACCAAGAAAAGAAAGUACCAAGGAGGCUUAAUAACAACAAUAACAAUAAUAAUGGAAAGAGGAUACAAUAUCCUCCUACUCAAAUAUCUCCUAAGAAAGCACCUCAACCUCAUCAUCAAGGAAAUUCUAUAUCAAAUCAUGAUGAUGUUUAUAAUCAUUACCAAAAGGCUAGGACAAGCUCACCAAGAGAACCUAAAAUAAAUAAAGAGGCUCAUAGAGAAAAUGGUAGUGGGAACAACAUUGCUGCACAAUCAUUCACAUUCAGGGAAUUGGCUUCUAUCACAAGAAACUUUAGGCAAGAAAAUCUAAUAGGUGAAGGUGGAUUUGGAAGAGUUUAUAGAGGAAGACUUGAAAAAACAAACCAGGAAGUAGCUGUGAAGCAACUAGACAGGAAUGGACUACAAGGGAAUAGAGAGUUUCUUGUUGAAGUUUUGAUGCUAAGCCUCUUACACCAUCAUAAUCUAGUGAGUCUAAUUGGAUAUUGUGCUGAUGGAGAACAAAGACUAUUGGUAUAUGAGUACAUGCCAUUAGGAUCUCUUGAAGACCAUCUACUUGAUCUUCCAUCAAAACAAAAACCAUUAGAAUGGAGCAAAAGAAUGAAAGUAGCACUGGAUGCUGCAAAAGGUUUAGAGUAUUUGCAUGAUAGAGCGAAUCCACCCGUGAUAUACCGCGACUUAAAAUCCUCCAACAUAUUACUAGACAAUGAUUUUAAUGCAAAACUAUCUGAUUUUGGAUUAGCUAAACUUGGACCUACUGGUGACAAGUCUCAUGUUUCUUCAAGAGUAAUGGGAACUUAUGGAUACUGUGCACCUGAGUAUCAAAGAACUGGUCAACUCACUGUUAAAUCAGAUAUAUACAGUUUUGGUGUUGUUUUGCUUGAAUUGAUUACUGGUAGGAGAACUAUUGAUAACACAAGACAAUUAAAGGAGCAAAAUCUUGUUACUUGGGCAUAUCCGGUAUUCAGGGAACCAGCAAGGUAUUCAAAAUUGGCAGAUCCAAAACUUGAAGGAAACUUUCCGAUGAGAUCGUUACAUCAAGCAGUGGCAGUAGCAGCAAUGUGUCUAAAUGAAGAGCCAUCAGUUAGACCACUGAUAAGUGAUGUUGUAACAGCUCUUAGUUUUCUUAAUCCAAUGAGUCAAGACCAACAAGUUUUGUCACCAAUUGAUAUGCCAUCACCAACACAAGAGAAUAGUGCAACCUUGAGUCUUCUUGACGAUGACAGUUCCGUCGAACGACAAAGAGCCGUUGAUGAAGCCACGGAAUGGGGUUGA
Messenger RNA from Vicia faba (fava bean), 1296 nucleotides. Lineage: Eukaryota; Viridiplantae; Streptophyta; Magnoliopsida; Fabales; Fabaceae. The record is from the annotation of a GenBank genome assembly.